This is a messenger RNA of Euleptes europaea (tarantolino), 351 nucleotides long. RefSeq names its product taste receptor type 2 member 9-like. Gene Ontology annotation, biological process: sensory perception of taste; detection of chemical stimulus involved in sensory perception of bitter taste; G protein-coupled receptor signaling pathway. The record is from RefSeq and is a predicted model, not a curated record. The transcript has 2 exons. The coding region runs from base 1 to 351 and encodes 116 amino acids. Gene Ontology annotation, molecular function: bitter taste receptor activity; G protein-coupled receptor activity. NCBI's taxonomy places the organism in Eukaryota, Metazoa, Chordata, Lepidosauria, Squamata, Sphaerodactylidae. Gene Ontology annotation, cellular component: membrane.
AUGGAAACCCUCAUUGGAAUGGGAGCAAAUGGAUUUAUUGUCCUCAUCAAUGUCAUUGACUGGUUGAGAAGCAGGAAACUCUCCAUGACUGAUCUGAUUUUGACCAGUCUUGGUUUGGCCAGACUUGCAUGGCAGGCAGUGGCGAUUCUUUUUGUAGCAUUCAUUUUACAAACUGAAGAGUCUUUUGCCUACAACGAGCUCCAUUGGACAGCCACAGUUUUUGAAAAUAUGAACGCUGCGUAUCCUGCUGGACAUGCCAUUAUCCUAAUAUUAAUUAAUCCCAAACUGAAAAAGGCAUGGUUCAGAAUGCUACAACAUUUCAAAUGUCACCUGAGUGAAGCAUCUUCUUAA